Molecule: messenger RNA, 6720 nt
Organism: Plasmodium vivax (malaria parasite P. vivax)
Lineage: Eukaryota; Apicomplexa; Aconoidasida; Haemosporida; Plasmodiidae
Exons: 1
Coding region: 1-6720 (2239 amino acids)
Source: RefSeq, a predicted model, not a curated record
AUGGAUAUUCACCACUCGAGAGAGGGCGCGCAGGGCACUUCCAGGAUGGGCAACGAGAAGGCACAAGUUAGGGAAAUGCUGCACGAGAAAGGUGUGGCAUCCAAAGGGGGUGCCGCAGAAUAUAGCCAGGCGAGAACUGCAAAGGGGACCCAUUUGAGCGGCGCCCCCAAAGAAAAGCCAAACAUUAAGACAGUCAUUCAUUCUAGUGGUAAAUCUUUCAAAACGAAAAUAAAAAAAUUAAAAAAAAAAUAUAAAAAUGUUCAUACGGUAAGUAAUAAUAAUGAUGAGCAUGUGAAGGCCCUUCUGCAUAUACACCAUAGUAGCCACCAUGGCGACACAGAUGAAGAGGGAAACUCCAUCAGCCUAAACAAUGUUAACGGUACGAAAUAUGUAUGUGCAAAGCUGAGGGAAGGAGACCAGAAUGGGGUGAACUUACCCCCCAACGAUGAAGCAAAAACAGGGGAUCCUUUUCGAAGAAGUGGAGAAAAUUUUAUUAAUUCUGCUUGGCCAAACCAUAAGCGUAGCAACGGUACGUUGCCUAGCCGGGUUGGCAUCGACAGCCUGAGCGGUUUUGCGCCAGUCGUUGAGGGAGAUGAUGACGCAGCUGAUGAUACAGAUGAUGUGUCUUCGCAAGCUGCGAGCGAAAAAUGCGACGAUUCACCAAGUGAGAACCUUCCCCCUCCACAUGUGCAAAAAAUGGAUGAAGUUAACAUCGCGCUGGGGGAAAAACACUCCCGUAGGGUAAACCAUAUAAAUGAACCUCCCAACAUUAAGCACAGCGUGUCGUGCUCAUGUGAUGAAUGGAGCCGCUCGGGUGUAGAGGAGGAUAAGCCAAGGACGCCGGUCAACAAUAUUGGGAACACGAAUGAUGAAAUUGAGGGGUGUAGAACGGAGUCAUCUGGCGAGGGAAUUUCGCGCGAUGGUGGUAGUGAUGGUGGUGGCGAUGGUGGUAGUGAUGAUGGAGGGGAAGGGGGACACCCAGAGGGAGACGCGAUGAGCAAAGAAGAAAAAGCCAUAAACGAGGGUAACUUAAAUGAACCGCUUAUGGGGGAAGGGAACGUAGUAGAACCCCACGAAGGUGAAAACAUAUGGGGGGAUAUUGCUCAUGUGGGUGGACUAGUGGAGGGGGAAAUAGGAACAACGAGUGGUGAUCACCAUGCAGAGGAGGAUGGGGGCGAACUGGGAAGCCCUCCGAGCGAGGAAAGGUUCAGUGCCGUUCGUUUCGAAGCGAGAGGGGGUAGUCACUCGUCACGUGGAGAAGUUUCGGGCGAACAAGUUAGUGAUGAGAUGAGUGUGGCUGGGGAUGUGCAGCAGCAGGGGGGAGUUGAAAAUGGGCACGGGGAAGAUGUGCACGGGGAAAAUGGCCAUGAUGAAAAUGGCCUCGGUGAAAAUUACCUAGGUGAAGAUUUCCACGGCGAAGAGGCCCGACGUGAGGACUGCCAAGGAGAGCACCGCCAACGAGAAAGUUACCCAUUGGAGUGGCACCAACGCGAAGGUUUCCCACUGGAGAGCCGCCCAAACGAGCGAGGUCCACCCCCAACCACCGCCCAGGAAGAGAAGUUCGAUUUGCGAAACAUUCUCACCUGCAACGUAGACACGUUCAACGGAGGACAAGGAGAAAUGGAAAAGCUAAAUCGUCUAAUUAGCUUCCGAGAUAAUGCAGAAAAGUACCUGCAAAGUUACAUAAACUCGUUUCUAAACGACUUCUUUUUGAUGUCAUCCUAUCUGCCCUACUUACACUACUACGACGAGAAUACAUACGGUAAGAAGGAAAUGAAUUUUUUAAAAAUUGUAACCCAUUUUAUGGAUCUUUUUCACUGCAAUAAAAAGAUGAGCAAAAAAAUACGCGACUUUAAAAACGAUUUUGUAAAUUCAUCACUAAAUGAGAAAAUAAAAUACGUCGAUAAGUUUCCAUUUUUAAAAUUGCCCGAAGUGUGCACAGACAGAGUGAAGGGCCAAUUUCUGAAACUGCUAAAGGAAUAUUGCAGGAGGAAAAAAAAAAAAAAAAAAAAAAAUUAUUACCAAUUCUUUUUGUGCCGCAAAUUUGUUAAUCAAAUUUUUAAGUUAAAGGAAAAGUGGGUCGAAAAUAAUUUUCUCCAAAUUGGGUUCAGCGGGUUGGGCCCACCCGCGGCGCAGCAGAAGCGGCAGCAGGGUAGCGGUGGUGAGAUGGAGGAGAGACACGAAGUGAAGGCCCCGCUUGGAAGGCCACUCCUAAAGGAAUCUACAAAAGAGGAAGGUUACCUUUUCCACAAUGUUAAGGAGAGGAGUCCGAACGGGCAGGGGCAAAAGAGUCACCACCAAAUGGGUGAAAAAUGGCACAACGAUAUUUUUUACGAACAAAUUGUAGCUGCUCCCUUUUUAAAAGAAGAGAACAUUUCUAAUGGUGACUUUACGAAGGCCAUGAAAACGAAGAUGCCCUCGUUAGAUGAUCUCGCAAGGAAGUUUACCCCAUUAAGUGACGCGAAAAAAAUGGAACAUGCUAGUGGGUUCUCCCCCCCGCAGAGUAAGCAUUCCAUCCGGAAGCAUCUGAACCCAGUGGUCAGAAACGAACUCUUCAAUGUGUUUCAUUUGACUGAUGCGAAAUAUAGGGAAAAAAUUUACACAAAAAAUGAGGACCGACACAUUAUCAAUAACAUUUCUUUUUAUAAACACAAAAUAAACAGGCUCUAUGCCUAUCUCAUGGCUUGUGCCCUUAUGGGACAUUCCCCGAACUUUACGCAGCCGCAUAUAUCAUGGAGCGGGGCCUCCGAUGUGAGGGGAGACCCCAGAGAAGACCUGCAAGUUGAAUUACCCCCCAGGAAUAGCGGCAGCCUCCGCAGUUACAACGAAGAACACACAACAAAUGCGCUCAACGAAAAGGACAGAGGGUCCCCAAACAGAUGCAUCAGUUUAUGCACUUUAAUAAAAAUUGCCAACGAGUUUGUAAAAAAUAACGGGGGUUCUAGCAAGGGGGGGGGACAGAAAAAUAAAACCCCACUUAAUUCCAAUUCGGAGAGUCUAUCAAAAGAUAUGGACAUCCUUGCGAGCAAUUUUUUGCAAGACGGGGCAUAUAAUAGUGCACCGCGUGAUGUCGGGCAGAAUGCAAAAAGGUCAUACAUCUCCACACCGUCUGAUGAAGCUAAGCGGUUGAAUAGCUUUCCGAUCGAAUGGGGGGUGAAAAAUGUGGACGUUUGCAAUGGGAAGGGUGCGCUGGAGGGAUUGGCUAAUAGAGCCACGUGUGUUCCACGUGAAACGAGCAAAUUGGGCGAAGCGGGGAAUGAGUCGCCCGUUAAAUGGGAGGAGGUCAGCGGGGGAGGCGAUCUGCAGCGCGGGCCCCGUGAAGGCAGUGGAAGGAAACUCACCUCGGCUUUGAGUGUAGAUGGCCAAGUGUAUGCCACCCCAGAUGAACGACGCGACCCCCAUCUCCCUGUGAAGGAAAAAAAAACGGACGACAAAUUUCAGCUGUCACCCGACUUGCAACUCCUAUACGAUGCGUACAACAACGGAGAGCAAAUCAUCGUCUUAAAGAAUAAAAACAAAUUGUUGCAUAAUUCGGACAAGGGCACAAAAUUUACCCGCCUGUCAAAGCAUUCCCCGUUCCAUGCUAAUGACAGUUGGCAGAGUGGGGUCGGCCCUUCCAAGGGAACUCCACCCACUGUGUGGAAGAGACAAAUGGGCUGCAUGAACAUCCAACCGGAUUGCACCUACGUGAAGAACACACACGGGGGGAUCCUUCAAAAUGAAAAUUCUUCUGCCAUGACAUACCCGUACGAUGUGCAGACUCGUGACAGCAACAUGCCAUUUUUGCAGAACGGCUUCUUUCGCCAGAGGCACGGAGAAGGCGCCUGUAGGGGUUAUAGUAAUAAGGGGUCCCUGGCUGCGUCGGGCGCGACCAGUGGGAACCACACCAUUAGCAGUAAUGACAUCCACAUGAAUGGCGCCAUCGAGCAGUUGAGCAAAUUUGACAAAGUGCAAAACAGGGUGCACUCUAUAGACAGUAACAACAUCCUGGUGAAUACCUCCAGUGGGGGAUUUACCAAAUGUAGGAAAUUGGCAAACGUGAUGUGCCCUCAGUAUGCACCUGGGGCUCUUCACUACAUUAAUGGCGUAAAUGCAGGUGUGCAGAGUUGCUCUAAAGUGAAUUUAAAAAGUGUAGAUCAUUGUGCAAACGGGAAUAAUGUGAGUGGUGGUUUCCCUUUCUCCCACCCACCCCUAAAACAACAACCACUCAGUAACUACCUAACUCAGUCGACCAGUUACAUGAACCAGUUUGACGACCAUUCCCAGAGCCUGUGCAACCAAAUGGGGAAUACACACCCGUUUAUAUUUGAACAAAUGCAAAAGGAAAGGAGUAUCUUAUAUAACCAAAAUGGGUACCCCCACUUUGCACUGACGAAUAAUUAUUUCGCAGAUGCUACUAAUCCGUUUGCACAAAAUGGAAAAGGAGGUGGUAACAUCUGUGGGAGGUACUACCACUCAAAUGAGAACCUCAGUUACACUCAUCAAGGGGAACAAAACGCCGCUAACAAUGUGGGCAGCGGGACGGACCACAUAAAUGGAAGCAACCAAAUGGAACAGCCGUGUGUGUAUUUACCAAACGGAGCCAGCGACAACCGUUUUGAAAGUGCUUCCGAGGAUGGCACGUAUUCGGUGAGUCAUCAGCACAAGCGGUGUGUUGAACAAGUGGUGGGAAAGGACAACGAUGGGGGGGCGGUGCGAAAGGGCAAUGAUGAUGACGAGGUGGAAAACCAAAACGGCUGCUUUAACGAUGUACGCCACGAUCCAGAUGGCACACACAAAAGUAGCACCACCGGUGGGGAAUGCAAAGGGGGAGAUGAUCACACGGAGGCCACUGAGGAGAGCUACCCCCCCAGAGGGAUGAACGCACUGUUGGGUGAAGGGAGCAAACAAGUGGUCAGCACUGAUGUAGGUGGAAACCAUCAACAGUGCCAUGGAAAUGACCCAACUGGUGACGAACAGGGUAGCAACAUCACUACGGCAGGUGAGGAUCAUCUCAACAGGAAUGUAAAAGGGAGAGAUGACUGUAAAGAGGAAUGCAGUCAUAGCAAAGGUGAGGGAGAAAAAGAGCCCCCCUUGAACUCGAAUAAUAAUUCUUCACAAAAUAGUAGCCAAGAUACCAGCGGAUCAUCGCCAGGGGAGGAAAACGCUCAUAAGAAAAACCACCCGGGGGAUAACUGGCCCUCCACGGAAGGUACAAAUUUGCAUGUGGGUGCGUAUGCAGAGGGUACCAUUAACGGGGACACCGGUGUGAGAAGCAUGCGCAGUGAUAACCACGAUGGGAGUGUCUCCCCCAACGCCGCAGAUUCAGAUGCGGACACAGGUUCGCCCACCCACCAAAAAGGGGAGCCCUCCCAUGAAGGUAACCCAACGAGUGAGGAACUUGCAGAUCCUCUCAAAUCUGCAUGCAACGAUGACGAAUAUGCGUGCAGCCAAAAUUUGCAGCACCUAAGUAACCCCUCAAGGGGGGAGAACCCCCUUCAAAGCAGUCACCUGGUGAAUAACCAUGCUGGCCAUUUUAACGUGAAGAACCAACCCCGUAAAGACAACUCCUGUGAGGGCAUUGCCAACGUGAACACGGGUGCCCAUUCGGUAGAAGCAAAUGGGGAUGACUCAUACCAUGGCGGUAGUGCUCCACUUGGGGGGGAGGGAGACGAAAAAUCGAUCAAUUUUAACGAAAUGGGCGCCCCGAUGGAUUAUGCCCCUAUUCGUGGGGAUAGCGUGAGGAGCGCCGUUGGAGGAAGUGGCCCCCUCAAUAGUCACAUCACCCGAAUGGGCAUAAACAAAUCGAACCAAAUGAACAGCAUCACCUUUUCGAUAGACAGCACAGGGAACGAAACCAAAUAUAAGAUCGCCGAAGAGAUGGUCAGCCUGAUGAGACAGACAGAUGCAUACAGACCCCCCUGUGGACACUACCAAGGGAGCGACGCAGACACGAGCAUGGCGAGCCUGUACAAGCCAUUCAGCUUUAAUGGAAUGAUGAUGCCCCCUUACCACAACGCAAGAAGUAACGUGAAAAAUUACCCUAGUGCAGAAAUGAGGAGCAAUAUAAAUGUGCAUAAUUAUAAUAUGAACAAAAAUGAGAACGCCGAAAUGGCGAAUGACUGUCUGGGCACACCUCCCCCCCAGAGCAACUUGCCAACAAACACGUAUGGAUACCCAUACAGUUAUAACAUGGGGAGUUAUUUUCUAAAUGGGGUCCAUUUGGUCGGCUUAGAAAAUCGCACAGGUGAAAGACCUGCGAGGAAUAAUUUAGACUUUGCCAAUUAUAAUGGCAUGCUCAAUGAGUGCUGUGAUGGGGAGGACGAGGAGUGGGAUCCCCAGCAGGAGGGUCUGCAUCGGGAGGGUCCCCACCCGGAGGAUCCGCUGCAGGAUGACGACCGAAGCGGGGGGUCCUUCCCAUCCUCGAGCAGUUUAAUAAGAAGGGACAAAACGCAAAAGGAGAAGAAGAAGAAUGCCAAUAUGAACACAAACAAACCGCAACCAUUCGGUUUAAAUGCCUGUAAGAAAAAAAAGAUAGGAAACAGUGGACCCCCCACAGCCGAGAAAUUGAGCGAACUGCUGCAUGAGAAGAAUUUGUCGGUGCCACAAAUAGCGGCAAUAUACGGGGUGCACAGAACGACUGUCGCGCGGUGGUGCUAUAAUAGGAAGAUUAUCCAAAAGUCGAGCAACUACCAGGGGAGGAAGAAAUCGCCCUCCAAGGUGGGCGCCGAGUACGCCUAG